Messenger RNA from Centruroides sculpturatus (bark scorpion), 3735 nucleotides. Its product is annotated as trichohyalin-like. Gene Ontology annotation, biological process: cilium assembly. NCBI's taxonomy places the organism in Eukaryota, Metazoa, Arthropoda, Arachnida, Scorpiones, Buthidae. Gene Ontology annotation, molecular function: microtubule binding. The transcript is spliced from 13 exons. The record is from RefSeq and is a predicted model, not a curated record. Gene Ontology annotation, cellular component: microtubule; cilium. Bases 1 to 2397 code for a protein of 798 amino acids.
AUGAUGCUCAGUGAAUCAAAUUGUCCAGCAUUUAAUAUUCUCUCUCAUCAUUCCUGUUCUGAUUCUACAAUUCAAAAUUCUGAGAAAGAUUCUUCUCAAAUAUCAACACUUUCACAACCUUCAACAUCUAGCAGGCCGAUUCCAAUGAGUCGUCUUGAUCAAAAACGCUUGCAGUGGGAAAAAGAAAGAGCUGAAAUGCAAGAAUGGAAUCCUUGGGGUAAACCAGGUGCUGGUGCUCCUAGAAACAGACAUUCUGCUUCACAGGGAUUAUCAAAAACUGAAUCACAGGUCUUGGUUGUUCAUUCUACAUCAAAUAGUUCCUAUCCUACUCCGUGUAGAAGCAGUUUAAGUUCACCAUUUCAUAUGUAUAAAUCUCCUAAUGAUACUCCACAAGGAUCACAAUCUCCUAAUUUGACUACCAUUUCACAGUCAUUAAUGAAAACUUUCAGAAAUUCUCUAUCAUUUUCACAAAAUAAUAUAGAUGAACAAGAAGGAAGAAAAGAACAGUGGAUUCAAGAGAUUGGAGGAGAGAAACAUAUAAUUGAAGAGAAUAAACAUUUUUUACCCAGAUCAUUGGACAUUUCUUCAAUGGAUGAUCAAAAGACAAUAAAUACACAUAAUUCAACAAAUCAAUACAUUGAAGAUCAUAUAAAUCCAAAUGAAGAACGGAUAUUUCUAAGAGGACAAGGAUUACAUGUGCAUCCUGAUGAUGCGGCCAUAAUUCAAGAACGUCGUCAGAAAGCACUUGACUGCCAACGAGAAGUAAAGCAACAAAUAGAAGAAAAACGACAAAAAGAAAGAGAACAAAGGGAACGAAAACUUUUGGAAGAACAGGAGGAAGAAAAACGUUUAGAAGAGGAAAGAGCAUUAAUGCAAAAGGAAUAUGAAGAAGAACAACGUCGACUAAAGGAGAAAGAGGAACAAGAAGAGAGAAAAAGAAAACUUUUGAUUGCAGCAAUGGAAGAAGCACAGGCUUCAGCAGAAGCAGCUAAAAGAGCAAGUAAAGCACAAAGAUCUCAAAAAUCAAGCAGUGAAAUAUGUUUAAGGAGUUCAGAGGAUUCUGUAUUUAAUAUUGAUAAAGCUCUUUCUGAAAAUGAAGAAAGUAAAAUUACCAAACUGUCACCACAGAAGACUAUUUAUUCCAAGCAGAAUGACAAUGUUACAAAUUCAUGUUCUGAAAAGUUUCGAGAAUUUUCUGUGCAAACAACAGAUACUUCAGAAACACAUGGCUACAUUGAAAACAGAAUAUUAACUCCCACAGUUGUAAGAAUGAGGGAAAAAGCAAAAAACAAAAAUAGAGAAUUUGGAACACAAACAGAUUUUGCUUAUGUAAAUCAGUGGAUUGCUGACGAUGGAGAUUCGGCUUUAAGUACAUCUAGUUCAUUAUUAAGUAUUGGACCAUCCAGGAAGAAUAGAAUUCAACAUAAUAAACCAACAAAAGCAUCUCAGAAGAAUUAUGAAUAUUUACAGCAGCCGGUAAAAUGGGGUGUGCCGCCUCAGCAAAAACCUUUUGUUAAGAUGUCGGAGAGAGAUCCACAUUAUCCCAAACGUAAAAAGUUACUUGAACUGAGAAGACAGCACUGGGAAAGAGAAAUGGCAAAUCAGAAGACAUUAUCUCAGUCACGGUCUAUUUUUCCACAACCAUAUAAAUCAAGAAAUGCAAAGAUAACUAGUUCAGAUGGCUCUUUGAGUAGUUCAGAGACAGAAGAAAAAUAUCAUUACAAUAAUAGUCAACAUGUUUCUAAACUUGUUAGAAAAAAUCGACAAGAAAAUUAUAAUUCUGCCGAUGAUAUUAUUGUAAGAUCAGGAGAUAAAGAAACAAAUAAAGGUUUUUAUUCAGAUUCUCCUACAGAAUCAAAACUUCCAGGAAGAUUAACACAAAGUACUGAUAAUCUGUUAACUCAGUUUUCUGAAUCAUGGCCAAUAAGAACUCAUUCUAGAAAUUUUAGUUAUCUUGAUGGUCGAUCUCAUCAUCCUUCUAUGCGUAAAAAAUGGCAUAGUCAAGAAACUUUCAUGCCUCGUUCUCCUAUUUUCAUGCCACAUUUGUGUUCUUCGCCUCCUGUUCCAGCUGUUCAAAAAAGAAUUGGAUAUAAAUAUUCUUCUGGUGAUUCAUAUCAUGCACCCAGAAGAAAAUGGAGUGAUCAAGAAAGUUAUAAAUUAGAAAGUAUUCCAUCUUCAAGCAUCAAACGAAAUUCAUUGAUUAAUGGAAAUGAAAAUGGAGUUGGUGAUGAAAAACCUGAUGGAGAUCCGCUUGUUCACCCAGAAAUUGUUACUAGACGGCCAACUCCAAGACAGGAUAAAAUACUUAUGCAACUUUCUUCUUUGCGACAGGGUUUACUUUUAAAACAACAAGAAUUGGAGAAUUUGUUACUUCAUCCUACUUCUGAAUCAUCUUGAUGCUUGAAUAAACUUCAAGAUAAAAACAUCUUACUUUGUUUCAUUUUUUGUUAAAUGUUUGAAACUUAUAUAUCAUUAAUCAUCAUUUCAAUAUUCUCUAAUCUAGUGUUUUUACAAAUGGAAUGUUCUGUGAUAAAAUACAUAUUCAAACUUUGGAGACAUGUCAAAGUAAGUAGUUAUAAGACUGUGAUAUAUAUAUAUAUAAAUAUACACACACCUUCCAUAAUGUGUCAAAUGGAGCACUUUUUGUUAGAAUUAAUUUCAUGUAUAUAAAUGUUUGCUUGUAGAAACCAAAUAUAUACACAUAUUUUAAGAAUUUUAUGUUUAGAAAAAAAUUUGUAUUAUAUUGUAUUAGAAAAUUGAACUAUUUAUACAGAAAAAGCUUAAGAUUAUUAUAGAAAAAAAAUGAAAUUUCCAGGUAAGAAUCAAGGUUAUCUCUUCUGCGUUAUAGAAUUCAUUAUUCAUGUAUAAAAUAUUGUCAUUUUAAAUUAUUCCUAUUAAAGUUGUUUAUAGUUAAUGAUACAUAUAAUUAAAAAGUUGUUUCAUCAUUAUUAUACUGAAUAGAAAAUUUUUUACCAUAAAAUCAAGUCAUUUUCACAAUUUAAACCAUUGAUAUGGUAAAAUUCUAAAAACCGUGAAUUAGGACAAAUAUUUUGCAAAAUACUUUUAAACUACAUAAUUUGUAUAUACUUUCAAACAAAAUUUCAACUAUCUGUUUCAGUUUAAUAACAUAAUGUAUUAGUUAUAAUUCAAAAGAAUUGCAAACAUUUAAAAUAUGAUAGUGUGUGUAAUUCUGUUGAUGUUUAUUAUUUAUUGAAGUUAGAAUUUGGUUAACAUUGCACAAAGUUUCUGCAAGAAGACUGCUAAAACUUUGUAUGUACCAUUUAAUGUCUUUUAAAAUUAUUAGGAAAUUUGUUUUCUAAGAUAACUAAUAUUCAGAAAAAAUAAAUGAAUUUAAAUUUCUGCUCUAACAGAGUGUGUUGACAUCCUGAAAAUAAACAUUUUUAAUAUUGUUUUUGUACAUAAAUAGUCCGUUAAUCUCCAACCAGUUUCUAUUGAAUUUUUUAAUAUUUACUAUACAAUGGUUUUGAAGAUAUCUUUAAAUUGGUUUAUCAUAUGUAUUGUAAGAAAGAAAAAUUAAUUUUAACUGUAUAAAUAUUAAAUUUAUGGAUGACAAAUAUUUUCUAAUUUCAAUAAUUCUCUUUGGAAAAAAAUUUUGAAAAGGACUAGAAAUUAAUAUAUACUAGUCACUUAUAUCUUUUACAUUUAUCAUCUAAUAUGUGGUGCUUUUGUUAAUAGUACUUGUACUGUUUAUUGCAUUAAAAACCUGUUUUGAUA